GCGCUGCAGAGAAUCACAAACAAACCCGUCUCUGAGCAUCCAGACUCUCCUUUCUCCACUGCUUUAAACCUUUCUACAGCUAAUAAUGACGCUCUGGAGACCAAAUCAAACCCACACGGCUCUGGGAAAAUGAUGCACAGAUUUUCUCCUCUGCUUGGCAGCAGUGGUGUUCAGGAAUCUGAGGAUGAAGCCCUACAAACUGCAACCCCUCCAGAGAAGAAGCGGAACCCCAAACAACAAGCAAAACAUAGUCAAGAUCAAGAUCAAAACAUCACAACAAAUCAACAGAGAAGAAGAAGUUGGGUUGAACAGGCAAAAAGGCCACAAACAAGUCCACAUCAGCACACUGGGAGUGUUAAAGAGAAGGACAAGCCUAAAAGUGGACAUGUGCCUAAGCAACUGGAGACUCAUAGGUUCGUCAGCCCAUCUGUAAGUGACUCUGAACCACAAAGUGGCAUUUCAAAAGCCACUCAAAAGACAAGAGGUCGACCAAAAAAAAUAAGGCAAGCAUUGGAUAUAUCAAAGGGAUCAGGCAAGGAAUUUAAAACAGGUGCCACUAAAAAAAUAAAUACAAGAAAAAGACAGAAUGAUAAACAUAUACAGACACAGACUGCUUCUGACCUUGAAAAUGAGGGGGUUCCUGCCAAGAGGGCAAAGAAACCAAAGGGACCAACCUCUCAAUUUUCAAAAAGUGCUACAAGCCCAAAGCAUAGUUUGUCGGACUUAGAAGACUCAACAGGGCAACAGAACUUUGAAAGCAGUUCUCCUGAUUUGGAAGACGACAGAUCAAGGGGUAGUAGCAAAUCGGAGCAUUGGGAUGAACUUGUUAAGGAUAACAAUGUAGAUUUAUCUAAAACGUUCAAACAGAGCAGAAUAAGCAAGCACAUUCCAAAGGACUCGUCCAGUUCUUCUGAGCUAGGUAGUAAUAAAAAGCCACCAGUUAAACGGCUCAUUAAAAGAAAGCCCAAAUUGGAACAUGUUUCUCAGGACUCCAAGAAAAGUGAGAAAGGAGAGGGGAUGCGCAGUAAAACAGGUCCGAUUGAGUGCAAAGUGUGCAGCCGGUUAAUUAGAUGCAAGGCUGUAAUGGAGAGACACAUGCUCACACACACUGGUGAAAAACCGUUUGAAUGCUACGACUGCGGCAGACGCUACACCAGCAGCUCCAACCUGCGCAUCCACCAGCGGAGCCACACCGGCAAGAUGGACUACUCCUGUGAGCAGUGCGGCCAGAAGUUCACACACCUGUCCUACCUGAAGCGGCACCUUCUUAGACACUCAGACAAAAGGCAGCACAUGUGCGACCAGUGUGGCAAAGGCUUCUUUCAGAAGUACCACCUAGAGCGUCACCUUCUGGUGCAUUCGGGCAAAAUGCCCUACGCUUGUGACAAAUGUGAUGCCACUUUCAACCGCACGGAUUACCUGAGCCUGCACAUGCGCAACGUGCAUCUGAGCGAGGAUGGGGAGAGAGAGAUGAAGGCCAAGCCUAACAAGCCUUUCAAGUGUGACAUUUGCGAAAAAGCCUUUUCCACAGGUACCUCCCUAAAGUCGCACUGGCGUGUUCACACAGGGGUCACUCCGUAUACUUGCGCCAUCUGCCAGCGCAAAUUCAAGCAGUGGAGUCAGAUGAAUGCACACGUGCGCACCCAUUCGGGUGAGAAGCCCCACACCUGUGACGUGUGUGGAAUAAAGUUCUCACGCAAGAACUAUGUUCGGAUCCACAAAGAAAAGAAACAUUUAGCAAAUAAUGUUUUCCAGCAGAGUUAAUUUUUUUUUUAUUUACCAGUAGAUUUUGUAUAUUUUUAUUAUAAUUUUUCACAUAAAAUGCUAACAAGCUUUAGCUUUUGUUGUUAAAAGUGAUAUAAUUUGGACAUUGGAAGUUAUCCAAAAAGAUUAUGUCAAGUUUUAAAAUUAUUAUUUUUUUGGUCAAAAAUUUCUUACAGUAACAACUUUAAUACAUUUAUCUUUAAUGCUUACAGGCUCUGCAUAUCUUACUUCAGAGGGAGUUGAAAUUUUUAUGAUUAGUUCCACAGUACAGAGAUAGAAAGCUGGAAUCAGCUGGAACUGCUACGAAUAAUUAAAUUGUUUUCAAGGGGUUGAAAUAAGGUGUAGUGCUUUAGAGAAGCUUGCCAAAUUAGAAAUAUAUAUUAAAGCUGGGGUAGGUGAUUUUGUAUUGGGGCAUAUCUGAGUGUCUUUUUUUUGUGAACCUAGAUCAGUUAGGUAGGUAGGUUGAUCGAUAAGUGGGCCAAUUAUUCAUUUAUAUAUUGAUCUGGCAUUUUCCUCCAGUGCAAUUUUUUGCAAUCCUAUGGCCUCCAUGGAUAGCGAUUCAUUUUUGUUUUAUUAUGUAUUAAUUACCAUAGUAUGUUGGAGUGUAGAAAUACACAUAUUUUUUUUUUAUAGAUCACCUACUCCAGCUUUAAAUAUAAAGCUUCAGCUUCAGUGUACCAGGUUCACUGGUCGGUUUGUAUCACAAACACAAAUAAUAUUUCUCAAUUUUAAAUGUCAAUCAAUAAUGCCAGUUCUUAAGUAACCUUGUUCACAUGGUCUUACAGUGUAACCCAUCUGCAGAAAUAUUUUAUGUAUCCCAUAAUAGAAGUUUGGUUGGCUUUAGUGAGGUGAGUUUAAACAGGGUUCAUUCAAAUUACUACCAUUAGUAAAACCCAAUGUGAACUCAGGUCAACAGUAGUGCAAGCCCUAGGAGUGGCUGAAAUGUAAAAAUCGCUGUGUACUUCAGGCAGGAAGGUAUCCAGUCACAAAUAUAUCAAAGUUAAGAAAGCUAACCCAGCAUUUCUCAGUCCUGGUCCUGGCAUCUGGCACCCACCUGAUCUUUCUUCCUUUAGGUAUUACUGUUUUUACAGACCCCUGCAACUCUGAAGCGAUUGGUUUAUUAACUUAGUUGAAUCAGGUUUGCUGCGAGAGGGAACUGCAAUAAAUAUCCAGGACAGAGGGCACCAGGACCAGGACUGAGAAACACUGAUCUAAUAUAGAGCCUACUUCCACCUUUAUAUCAGACAAUAACUGCAAACCACUAGAGGGAGCCCGCGAACCCAAAAUGAAGGUGAAUGUAGUUAAUCUGCUAAAAACUCAAAUAUAGUAACUAACCACUUGGCCAGAAUGUGCUUUUAGAUAAAUAAAAAAUGUAGUAGAAUAAAGUAUUUUGUCAAAAAAGCAAAGAAAA
Messenger RNA from Astyanax mexicanus (Mexican tetra), 3175 nucleotides. Its product is annotated as zinc finger protein 37. Gene Ontology annotation, biological process: regulation of transcription by RNA polymerase II. The transcript has 2 exons. Bases 130 to 1764 code for a protein of 544 amino acids. NCBI's taxonomy places the organism in Eukaryota, Metazoa, Chordata, Actinopteri, Characiformes, Acestrorhamphidae. The record is from RefSeq and is a predicted model, not a curated record. Gene Ontology annotation, molecular function: RNA polymerase II cis-regulatory region sequence-specific DNA binding; DNA-binding transcription factor activity.